Molecule: messenger RNA, 423 nt
Organism: Arctia plantaginis
Lineage: Eukaryota; Metazoa; Arthropoda; Insecta; Lepidoptera; Erebidae
Source: the annotation of a GenBank genome assembly
AUGUUCUCUUUCAAAUCUAUCGUGCUAAUUGCUGCGGUUUUCACCAUUGAAGCUGAAUGCAGCGGAGUAGCGGUUCCAGCAGUUGCAGCGGCACCUCUUGUAGCUCCAGCAGCUGUUGGAUAUGCUCAUGCUGUACCACAGAACAUCCCACCAUAUGCAUCGCAAGUUAGCGUGGUGAAUAGAGCUCUGAGCCCUCUAGUAGCUGCUCCGUACGCAGCAGCUCCGUAUGCUGCUGCUCCCUACCCAGUUGCUCAAUAUGCUGCUGCCCAAUAUGCUCCAUACUCCGCCGCCCCGUACUUCGCUGGCCCCGGUCAAGUAUUGCCUGCUCCAUUAGCUGCCCCAUACGCAGCUCCUUACGCUUAUGGUGCCGCCGCACCUCUUAUCCGAGCAGCCCCAUUUGGUUACCCAGCGUACGUUCGAUAG